Microthlaspi erraticum is the source of this 1317-nucleotide messenger RNA. NCBI's taxonomy places the organism in Eukaryota, Viridiplantae, Streptophyta, Magnoliopsida, Brassicales, Brassicaceae. The record is from the annotation of a GenBank genome assembly.
AUGGGGUCUAAGAAGCGAGAUCGAAUUGUCAACACUCAGCCAUUUGUCUCCGAUGACGCCUCCGUUGCUUCCUCCAGGAAGCGGUCUAAGGUUCCUAAAACCCAUCAGAAACAGGAGCCGCUGAUUAAUGCUCGUAUGAGCUCGAAGAUCAUGAAGGAAGCUCUUGCCCAGCAGAAGGAGAUUGACGAUGAAGAGAACUUAGAGAAUAACCCUAUGAGCGCCGUGUUUGCUGCUGCGGCCGCCGUGACUGCUGUAGAGGAGAAGAAGUUGAAGGAAGAGCAAGAAGAUGAUAUUGCUGAUAUUGAUAAUUUCGAUGGGAAAUUUGAAGAUGAUAGUUAUCAAGAGGAUAUCAAUGAGGAAGACGAGAAGAUGUUUGAGUCAUUCUUUGUUAAGAAUGCACCUCCUCAGCGUACUCUCGCUGACAUCAUUAUCAAGAAAAUCAAAGAUAAUGAUGCAGACUUAGCCGAAGAAGAGCGUCCUGAUCCUGAAAUAGACCCUGAUAUAAGCAAAUUAUAUAAAGGUGUUGCCAAGAUUAUGAGUGAGUACACGAUUGGUAAAAUGCCAAAAGCGUUUGUGCUGAUCACCAAAAUGCAACGCUGGGAGGAUGUGUUAUACUUGACCGAGCCAGAGAAAUGGUCACCAAACGCAAUGUUUCAAGCCACAAGAAUACUUGCUCACCACUUGAAAGAGAGUCAGAUCCAGCGGUUUUAUAGGUACGUUCUGCUUCCGCGUGUGAGAGAGGAUAUUAAAAAGAACAAGAGGCUGCAUUUUGCUCUAUACCAAUCUUUGAAAAAGGCUCUGUACAAGCCUGCUGCUUUCAAUAGAGGGAUACUCUUCCCGCUUUGUAAGUCUGGGACAUGCAAUCUCAGAGAAGCUGUCAUUAUAGGGAGCAUUCUCGAGAAGUGUUCUUUCCCUAUGCUUCACUCAUGUGUUGCCUUGCUAGGACUGGCUGAUAUGGAGUAUUGCGGUACAACAAGUUACUUUAUAAAAGUUUUCUUGGAGAAGAAAUAUUGUAUGCCGUAUAGAGUGCUUGACGCAUUGGUUGCUCACUUCAUGAGAUUUGUGGAUGAAAUCAGAGUCAUGCCUGUGAUUUGGCACCAGUCUCUUCUUGCCUUUGUGCAACGGUACAAGUAUGAACUACUUAAGGAAGACAAAGAGCAUUUACAAACUCUCCUCCAGAGGCAAAAUCACCAUCUUGUUACUCCUGAGAUUCAGAGAGAGCUUAAGGCAAUUUCACCUUCUUCAGUUUCUACAAUCAACAAACCGAUUGAAGAAGACAGGUUUGACAUUCCAGAGGUGCCAAUGGAAGAGGACUGA